CGCCAUCCGCAUUGCCCAACGUCGGAAGUCCUUACGGUCUUCUAGACGAUACGCGCAUCUCUUCGAUUCCCUCCCCCUUCGCGUUCUAGAAUUUUUUAAACGCUGAAACAUCGAGGCCGAAGCUUCCUUGAUCGUGGGACCCCUUGCAACCGACGGAUCUCAGCGGCAGCUACUUCAUUUCUGUUCCUGUUCUUGGUUAUCUCAUCCGACGACAGCCGUAUAGCCUUCGACAGCAUAGCGCUUACGUCGCGCCCGAUCUGCUCGGUAUCUUUAGGACCGCAUCCCCCCUAACACGCCUCCGCUGUCUUCUUCGCAUCCUUUCAUCCGCGCUCAACCGCGUCUGAUAAUUCGCCUCCUCGUCGGGACGACCGGUACACGCCAUUCGUCGAAAUGUCGUUGGAGGAGAAGGAGCUACAAAUCCACCCUAUUGUUGGGGAGAGCGUACAGCAUAAUGGUCGCACCGUUUCAAACAUACGAAAUCUGACAGCGUCCUUGUUCGGCGUUGCCGCUGGUACAUUAGGCCUUGAGUCUUACCCUGGGUUCGCGUUCUACUUGAUAGGCACCCUCCUGGUAUCAGCGUUGAUCUUUUUCCUGCGGGCAGAAUCGAAACCAAAGAGAUUUUUCUAUAGACCGUUUGGUGAUCUGUGGGCUGGAGAUCUGGUGAGCGGCUUAAGCUCCUUUGUGCUGACUUGGACACUUUUCUACGGCCUAGUCAGAGCUUGAAUUUUUGUCCUACGGCAAGAGCGGGACAGAAGGGGCUACGAAUAUAUCCUGUGCUACACCAACGCAUACAGAUAAGCAGCAUACGCUCAAGACGCACAAGCUAUGGUGCCAUGACUGUGCUAAAUGCUGAGAGGCGACGAAAGCGCGGACACUGAGGCAACCACGAUGAGAUCGUUAUCUCUGCUAUAAGUGGUUUUCGCUGAUAGCACCGAGACGUUACCAAUCUACCAUAUAAAAUAGCCAUAAGCGACGUUGCAUGUGACGGCGACAAUGGUUUAGCUAUUGGGCAACUUUGGCUUUGCCCGAAAUCGUCUUCUCACAUGAAGUGGUUGCCUUCAUACACUUUCAGUUUAUCACACCUCUACUGUCUGACCUUUUAGAAACCUUCUGCAAUUGGGAGCAUCAAGAACAGUGUUGUAGUUCAUCCGUCCCUUUCCAGACUUGCGGCGGUCACGUGUCAUUUCGUAAAACUUUACCUGUCUUUCAAGCCUCGCCCAGAAUGCUACCAAUCUACGAUUUCAGGUAGCGUAGAAGUUUCACUCGCAAAAGACAAGGCUUUUCAAACAUUGGCGAUAGUAUUCCUCGCAUUUGUUCUUCGGGUCGACUCAGCUGGUGACAUCUUAAAAAGUGAUAGACCCCAAG
Molecule: messenger RNA, 1365 nt
Organism: Verruconis gallopava
Lineage: Eukaryota; Fungi; Ascomycota; Dothideomycetes; Venturiales; Sympoventuriaceae
Exons: 2
Coding region: 391-723 (110 amino acids)
Biological process (GO): autophagosome assembly; protein folding in endoplasmic reticulum
Cellular component (GO): membrane; endoplasmic reticulum; EMC complex
Source: RefSeq, a predicted model, not a curated record